UGUGGAAAAACACGUUAGGAUCCAUUUCACAGUUUCGAAAACUCUCCGAUAAGAGUCUUACAAUAGAAGUUCUUUCAUCUGAUUUGAUGUCAGCUUGCGCAACAACACAAAAACAAAGAACUGCAAAAGCUACAAUGGUGCUAAAAUAUAAGUCUGAAAUACUAGCAAAUAAUUCGGAACCUAUACUCACACUCUUUACUACUUGGAAAGAUAGUCCUGAAAAAUAUCUAAUGCAUAAUUUAACAUUAUAUAAUUGGGUGGCGUUACGUCCGUUUGAGAUGCCUGUGAUCUUUACAAACGAGACUUCAGUCGCUGAAGAAUGCGCGAGGAAUGGUUGGGAAGCAAGACAGGUACAUGUAGCAGCAGCAGACGGCGUUCCUAUAUUAAAAUAUAUGUACAAAGACGUGAUGGAUAGUCAUAAUUCUACGUGUUACGCUUACAGUAACGGUGAUUCUGUUUACCGAUACGCUCAUAAAUACGUUACUUUUGUGAGAAAUUUUAGUGUGAAUUUAGAUAAACCUGUACUAAUGGUUGGCGAGAGAAGUAAUGUCCUUAAUGUGACAGAGUCAGAAGCAUCUACGUGGGGUAAUAUCAACCAAAUGGCUGAGGAGCGGGGUAAACUGUUCACAGGUUGGGCGGAGGACUACUUUAUUACUACACGUUCAUUUCCGUGGAAUGAUAUAGCGGAAGUUGUAAUUGGGCGGAGAGCAUACGAUAAUUGGCUAGUGUAUUAUUUCAGAAAAUCCCAACAUACUGUGAUUGAUAGUACAAAAACACUUCUUGCUGUGCACCAGACGACAAAGCUGGCAAUCGUGAAGGUCAUGGUCAUAAAAAUAAAGACUACAAUCACAAUUUACUGGUGAAGAAAUACAAACGUCUGAAAUAUAACGCUGGCGUAAUAGAAUGUGCUGAAAAAUAUACAGCCUAUGAAAAUGGUAUUGUUGUUGUUAAAUCCAGAGUUGUUCCAACAUCAUGCAUGACUUGAAAAUAGGAGAUAUGCAGCAUCGAACCUCAGCUAGCGAUGAAACUAUUUAGUGACUUCGAACUGCUGCAGACAACGACUGAUAUAAGUCAUGACAAAGUUGUUUAUUUCUAUCCGCUUUGUAUAAUAAAGUUCUGUUUUGUUUGUCCCCUAAAUUAAAAUUAAGACCUGUAAGCAUUCCCAGUGUUGUGUCUAAAAUUCUGGAGCGUUCUGUAUAUACAUGUUAUAAGUUUUCUGAAAACGUUUAUAAACAUUCCUUAUUAUACCAGUUCCUUUUAGGUUUUAGAUCGAAAUACUCUAUCGAUACUAGCCUUAUACAUAUGUAAGAUGAUAUAAAAA
This is a messenger RNA of Mercenaria mercenaria, 1321 nucleotides long. RefSeq lists its product as uncharacterized. The record is from RefSeq and is a predicted model, not a curated record. The coding region runs from base 87 to 863 and encodes 258 amino acids. NCBI's taxonomy places the organism in Eukaryota, Metazoa, Mollusca, Bivalvia, Venerida, Veneridae. The transcript has a single exon.